Messenger RNA from Gorilla gorilla gorilla (western lowland gorilla), 3991 nucleotides. It is a transcript of the gene SOX30, whose product is annotated as SRY-box transcription factor 30. The transcript has 5 exons. Bases 1046 to 3328 code for a protein of 760 amino acids. Gene Ontology annotation, cellular component: nucleus. Gene Ontology annotation, molecular function: DNA-binding transcription factor activity, RNA polymerase II-specific; sequence-specific double-stranded DNA binding. Gene Ontology annotation, biological process: regulation of transcription by RNA polymerase II. The record is from RefSeq and is a predicted model, not a curated record. NCBI's taxonomy places the organism in Eukaryota, Metazoa, Chordata, Mammalia, Primates, Hominidae.
AGUAGAAACAGAAUGAUGAUGGGGCCAAUGUGGCUGAAACCGACUCAAUAACUAUUUAAUGGCAAAAACCACAAUUACUUUUGCACCAAUCUAAUAGUAGCAGUAGGAGGAGCUUAGAUCCCAAAGCCACUGGGGGAUUUUUAAGGCUUUGCUAAGAAUUUUAGACUUUCAUUACAUUAUCAGUGGGGAGCCAUGGAAAGUUUAGGAAAAGUGUGACAACCUUAGAUUUGCGUUUUCGAAAGAUCACUGGCAGCUGGAGUGUAGUGGGGCAAGGGUGACAAGCAGGGAGACUAUUUACAGGGUUACGGCAGUAUCCCAGUGAAAGAUACUGGGAGCCUGGAACAGGAUAAUGGCAGGUAGAGACACAAAACAGUGGAUGAAUUUGGGAUGUAUAGUAUUUUGGAAGUAGGGCCACAGGGCCUGGUGAUUAAUUGAAACUUUAGCACAAUAAUCACACAAAGUCGAAGAUCCUCCCCAGCAAGAUUAGCUAAUAGGUUAUUGAUAAGUUGCAAAAUCUUCCCCAUUCUCCCUUGGCAAAGAUUCAAAAGCCCUGGUGAUACUCAGGGCCGACAGAUUACUCAGGCCGCACAGAGCGCGUGCACAAGGCCGUCGCUCGCCUUGUGACGCAAGACUUCAUUCCCUGGACGUCAGCGGCCUGGAAGUGCAACGUUUCCUGGGCAACGCCAUUGUCGCAGCUCCGGUGGGGGAGGGAUGACUAAAGACAACGGCUGUAAGAGAACUCCACAAGAGAGUCAGAGCGAAAAUGUGCAACAAGUGAGGCGGCUCCCGCCAUGGCAGGUGAUUCGAGGACUCAGCACGAGGCGAGAGUAGGGACCGGGAAGAGCCGGAAAACCCGCCUGUGAUUGGCCGUCCACGGGUAUCGGUCGGUUGUGAUUGGGUGAGGCCCAGACAGACAGCUGCGUUUUGACCCGCGUAGGGUUCUGGGUAGCAAAGGCCUUGCAAGGCUCUUAACCGAAAGGGGGAGGGGGAAGGUCGCCAACAAACGGCUGAGCUCACAAUCCUGGCCGGGGCGUCCCCCUCCCCCAUGGAGAGAGCCAGACCCGAGCCGCCGCCUCAGCCGCGCGGGUUGCGUCCCGCUCCGCCCCCGCUGCCGGUCGAGGGCACCUCCUUUUGGGCAGCAGCCAUGGAGCCCCCUCCGUUGUCUCCUACACUGAGCGCGGCCGCCAGUGCGACCUUGGCCUCGUCGUGCGGGGAGGCAGUGGCGUCCGGCUUACAGCCCGCGGUGCGGCGGCUGCUGCAGGUGAAGCCAGAGCAGGUGUUGCUGCUACCACAGCCUCAGGCCCAGAACGAGGAAGCCGCUGCCUCGCCCGCGCAGGCGCGGCUGUUGCAGUUCAGGCCCGACCUGCGGCUCCUGCAGCCGCCGACAGCGUCAGACGGCGCCACCUCCAGGCCCGAGUUGCACCCGGUGCAGCCCCUGGCGCUGCAUGUCAAGGCCAAGAAGCAGAAGCUGGGGCCCAGCCUGGAUCAGUCAGUGGGGCCUCGAGGGGCCGUCGAAACCGGUCCUAGAGCCUCCAGGGUGGUCAAGUUGGAAGGCCCCGGGCCGGCCCUCGGCUACUUCCGAGGGGACGAGAAGGGCAAGCUGGAGGCGGAGGAGGUCAUGAGAGACGCGAUGCAAGGCGGGGCAGGCAAAAGCCCGGCAGCCAUCCGAGAAGGUGUGAUCAAAACGGAGGAACCCGAGAGACUCCUCGAGGACUGCAGCCUCGGCGCGGAGCCCGCGUCCAAUGGCCUGGUUCAUGGCAGCGCGGAGGUCAUCUUGGCCCCAACGUCCGGUGCCUUUGGGCCGCACCAGCAAGACCUUAGGAUCCCUUUGACGCUCCACACGGUCCCCCCUGGGGCCCGGAUCCAGUUUCAGGGAGCUCCGCCUUCAGAGCUGAUAAGAUUGACCAAGGUCCCCCUGACACCAGUGCCUAUUAAAAUGCAGUCCCUACUGGAGCCUUCUGUAAAAAUUGAAACCAAAGAUGUCCCGCUCACCGUGUUGCCCUCAGAUGCAGGCAUACCAGAUACUCCCUUCAGUAAGGACAGAAAUGGUCAUGUGAAGCGACCCAUGAACGCAUUUAUGGUUUGGGCAAGGAUCCACCGACCAGCACUAGCCAAAGCUAACCCAGCAGCCAACAAUGCAGAAAUCAGUGUCCAGCUUGGGUUAGAGUGGAACAAACUUAGUGAAGAACAAAAGAAACCCUAUUACGAUGAAGCACAAAAGAUUAAGGAAAAGCACAGAGAGGAAUUUCCUGGUUGGGUUUAUCAGCCUCGUCCAGGGAAGCGAAAACGAUUCCCUCUAAGUGUUCCCAGUGUAUUUUCUGGUACCACACAGAAUAUCAUCUCUACAAAUCCUACAACAGUUUAUCCUUACCGCUCACCUACGUACUCUGUGGUAAUUCCCAGCCUACAGAAUCCCAUCACUCAUCCAGUUGGUGAAACCUCACCUGCUAUCCAGCUGCCCACACCUGCUAUCCAGCUGCCCACACCUGCAGUCCAGCGCCCAAGCCCUGUCACACUUUUCCAGCCCAGCGUCUCCAGUGCUGCUCAGGUGGCUGUCCAGGAUCCAAGUCUACCUGUCUAUCCAGCACUCCCACCCCAACGCUUUACUGGGCCUUCCCAAACAGACACUCAUCAGCUGCCUUCUGAAGCCACUCACACUGUGAAGCAACCCACUCCUGUCUCUCUAGAGAGCACCAACAGGAUUUCAAGUAGUGCAAGUACUGCCCAUGCCAGAUUUGCAACUUCGACCAUCCAACCUCCUAAGGAGUAUUCCAGCAUUUCCCCUUGUCCCAGAAGUGCUCCAAUCCCCCAGGCUUCUCCCAUUCCACACCCACAUGUCUACCAGCCCCCUCCCCUUGGCCAUCCAGCCACACUGUUCGGGACACCACCAAGAUUCUCUUUUCAUCACCCUUACUUCCUACCCGGACCUCACUACUUCCCAUCAAGUACAUGCCCUUACAGUCGGCCUCCCUUUGGCUAUGGAAAUUUUCCGAGUUCAAUGCCAGAAUGCCUUAGUUAUUAUGAAGACAGUUACCCAAAACAUGAGGGUAUCUUUUCAACUUUAAAUAGAGACUAUUCUUUUAGAGACUACUCAAGUGAAUGCACACACAGUGAAAAUUCUCGGAGUUGUGAGAACAUGAAUGGAACUUCUUACUGUAACAGUCAUAGCCACAGUGGGGAAGAAAACUUAAACCCUGUGCCUCAGCUGGACAUUGGAACCUUGGAGAAUGUCUUCACAGCCCCGACAUCAACUCCUUCUAGCAUCCAGCAAGUCAAUGUCACCAACAGUGAUGAGGAGGAAGAAGAAAAAGUGCUCAGGGAUUUAUAAUUUUAAAACAAAUAUGCACAGAAAAUAAACAUUUCUUAAAAUAUAUUCUGGGUCUGUUGGUAUGAGAAAAAAAAAAAAGCCUAGAAUUCUUUGUUGAAAGUUUUCAGUCGUGAUUUGAGGAGUUAAAACCAAAUGCAAUUUAUGUCUUCAUAAAAUUUUGAUUAGCGAAACUAGAGUCUGGAUGUUUCAUUGUAGGAAUAUUUAAGUUAUUAAGUAGUUUAAUUUUAAUGGCUGAAAUUUGCAUCAACAUGUAUUAUUAUUACUUUAUCCUGGAACAUGCAAAAUACUGAAGACUCACAGUUGUAUGUGAGGGGAGAGGAGGUAUAAAUCUAGCAUAGUGUGAUUUUUAUUUUAUCUCAGGAUACAUUUUUUAAAUGAUUUUUUGUUUGCUUUUUAUGUAAUACUUAUGGAUGUUGUCAAUUUUUGAUAUAACAUUUUGAAAGUAUUUUGACAACUCUUAGUGAACUUGGACUCGGUUGCUAAAUUUAACUUACACUAAUAACCAAUUAUAAGUUCCAAAUGUGCUUUAAUGGCACCUGGGUGAUUCUUCAGCUAAAUUUAGUCAUUUCUGUUUCUAAAUAUUUUAUCAUUUUAAAAUAUUUUUUUUUCCAUUUGGCAUACAUCGUUCUUUGUUGUAAUUAAAUAAACAUAGAUAAAAUUGUU